UCUUUAAACAGUUGCCUUUUCCUCUUACACAAGGAAGAUCUCAUUUUGUUUGAGACUGGAUAAAGUUAAACAAACCAUACACCAACCAGAGGGUAUGAUGGCUAAGAAGCCCCCUAAACCAGCUCCUCGCAGGAUCUUCCAAGAAAGAUCAAAGAUUACUGCUCUACCCUUGUACUUUGAAGGCUUUUUAUUAGUCAAGCGGUCAGAAUACCAGGAGUAUAAACAUUAUUGGACAGAGCUGAGAGGAACUACACUUUUCUUUUAUACCGACAAAAAAAGUACAAUAUAUGUUGACAAGUUAGACAUAAUAGACCUCACAUGCCUUGCUGACCAGAAUUCAACUGAAAAAAAUUGUGCAAAAUUCACUCUUGUUUUGCCAAAAGAGGAAGUGCACUUGAAGACAGAGAACACAGAAAGUGGGGAAGAAUGGAGAGGCUUCAUUCUCACAGUAACAGAACUGUCAGUUCCCCUACAUGUGUCACUCCUUCCUGGGCAAGUAAUUAGACUGCAUGAAGUCCUAGAGAGAGAAAAGAAAAGGAGGACUGAGAUAGAACGGUUACCGUGUUCAUCCUCGGAAAAAGAGAAGGAGCCAAUUGAAGAUUAUGUGGAUUUACUGAACCCUAUGCCAGCAUGUUUUUAUGCAGUGUCCCGGAGGGAAGCAACUGAGAUGCUUGAGAAGAAUCCUUCCUUGGGAAAUAUGAUCCUGAGGCCUGGUAGUGACAGUAGAAACUAUUCCAUCACCAUCCGGCAGGAGAUAGACCUUCCAAGAAUCAAGCACUACAAAGUGAUGAGUGUAGGACAAAACUAUACUAUUGAUUUGGAAAAACCUGUAACACUCCCAAAUCUUUUCAGUGUCAUUGAUUAUUUUGUGAAGGAGACUCGAGGAAAUUUACGACCAUUUAUAUAUUCAACUGAUGAAACCCCUGAGACAAGAGGAUUUCUUGUAACAUCUCUCAAAUGACUUUUUAAAAAUGGGCGUGGGGAAUCCAAUAUAAUUUGGCUUCUCCAUAGAUGAUAGUAUACACUAUCUAAUGCUGUGUAACAAAUCACCCCUAAAACAUGGUGGUUAAAUCAACCACCAUUUUAUUUGCUUACAAUUCUGCACAUCAGCAAUUUGAAUUGGAUUCAGUCGUAUAGUUCUUUUGCUAGUCUCACUUGGUAUCACUUACAGAACUAUACCAGUUGGUGGCUUGACGAGCUGGAUGGUCCAAGUUGGCCUCAUUCAUACAUCUAGUGCUGCUGGUCAGCUGGGGCUGGCUGAUCCACUUUCAUGUGCUCUCUAAUCCUCUGAAGUUAGCCCAAGCUCUUUCACGUUAAGGAGAGAAGGGUAGGUGCACAUCCUUGGGCUACAAAUUCUUAGUGUUGAGAAUAAAGUAUGGCCUUCUUGGAACUUUUAGUAAAGGAGAAACUGUGAAUUGAAUAAAUAAUUCCAAGUGUGGUUUGUCUUAUGUA
This is a messenger RNA of Vicugna pacos (alpaca), 1452 nucleotides long. RefSeq names its product signal transducing adaptor family member 1 (gene STAP1). NCBI's taxonomy places the organism in Eukaryota, Metazoa, Chordata, Mammalia, Artiodactyla, Camelidae. Gene Ontology annotation, molecular function: signaling adaptor activity; protein kinase binding. Gene Ontology annotation, biological process: positive regulation of B cell receptor signaling pathway; cell surface receptor protein tyrosine kinase signaling pathway. The record is from RefSeq and is a predicted model, not a curated record.